This is a messenger RNA of Silurus meridionalis, 11139 nucleotides long. RefSeq names its product microtubule-associated protein 1Aa (gene map1aa). The coding region runs from base 68 to 7780 and encodes 2570 amino acids. The transcript is spliced from 7 exons. NCBI's taxonomy places the organism in Eukaryota, Metazoa, Chordata, Actinopteri, Siluriformes, Siluridae. Gene Ontology annotation, molecular function: microtubule binding; actin binding. Gene Ontology annotation, biological process: dendrite development; axonogenesis; regulation of microtubule depolymerization. Gene Ontology annotation, cellular component: neuronal cell body; cytosol; dendrite. The record is from RefSeq and is a predicted model, not a curated record.
UGCGCGCAGAAUCGUAGCGUGGAAUGGCGAGCAGGCUCGCGCGUCGCUUGAGGAGACAUUCGUUGCCAUGGAGACAGAGGCUCGUGCCGCGGGCGACGGUGAGGCUCGGACGUUCGGCAGCACGCGCUUCUAUCUGCUCGUCGUGAUCGGUGAAGUUCCAGCGGAGUGCGCGCUGAAUAAAGUGAAAGAGCAAUUAAAACAAGGUCUUCGUUCAUGGGAAAUCGAUCUGACCGUCUGCGAUUUGAACAAGGAGCUACAGCUCUUCAUAUCUAAACAUUCAGCUCAGUUCUCCUCAGAGGUGAAAGGACAAAGGAUUCUGCAAUACAAGAGCAAUGUCCUUGAGACAGUUGUAUUAGUGAAUCCAUCUGUGGACAACAUUUCAAUAGAGAUCCGAACGCUCCUCUGUGACUCAUCUGAACACAAGUUAUUGGUCCUGAGUGGUCAGAGCACUGAACAAGGGGGUGACCUCAUCGUGAACGGUGGAGUGUUUGACUGGAAGAACUUCUCCGACAUCAUCACAAAUCAAAGAAUUAAGAACUUCUUGAGCCAGUCAGGUCCAGGUGAGCGAGCGUGUCUGACUGUGUGUUGUGAAGACGAGGGGGCCUGGAGCUCCCUAAAGCUCAAGCAGGAGCAGGACAUUCUGGAUUACAGAUUAAACCCUGACCCUGUGCUGCCCGAGAUGGAGGGUGUUACAGAGUUUACAGAUUACGUCUCUGAGACUGUAGACAUUGCUUCUCCGUUUGAGCUCCUAGAGCCACCUAGCUCGGGGGGAUUUCUGAAGUUGUCGAAGCCCUGCUGCUAUAUCUUCCCUGGAGGCAGGGGUGACUCUGCCCUGUUUGCAGUCAAUGGCUUUAACAUUUUGAUCGACGGUGGUUCAGACCAGAAAUCUUGCUUCUGGAAACUGGUGCGGCACUUGGAUCGGAUUGAUUCGGUUCUGCUUACCCACAUUGGAGCUGACAAUCUCCCUGGGAUAAACGGACUGUUGAGGAGAAAGAUCGCAGAGCAAGAGGAAGACCAUUCUCAAGGCUCAAAUGCCUAUGGAGAAUGGAUGAAAAACCUGCUUUCACCUGAGCUUGGUGUGGUUUUCUUUAAUGUCCCGGACAAGCUAAAGACAUCUGAAUCGACUUUGAAAGUUAAACGGAGCAUCGAGGAGGCAUCUCUUACAUUGCAGUACCUCACUAAAUUAGGUAUUAAACCUGAGCCCUUGAAUCGAGUUGUUAGCAACACAAUCGAGCCUGUAACCCUUUUCCACAAAUUGGGUGUUGGCAGAUUAGACAUGUACGUUCUAAAUCCAGUCAAGGACAGUAAAGAAAUGCAAUUUUUCAUGCAGAAGUGGGCAGGCAACAGUAAAGCCAAGACCGGUAUCAUGAUGGCCAACGGAAAAGAGGGAGAAAUUUCUGUGCCCUACCUUACAUCAGUAACCGCACUUGUUGUCUGGGUUCCAGCCAGCCCUACCGAAAAGAUCGUGAGGGUAUUGUUUCCUGGAAAUGCACCACAAAACAAAAUCUUUGAGGGACUGGAAAAGCUAAGGCAUCUUGACUUCUUGCGUUAUCCGGUCGCUACUCAAAAAGACAUAUCAUCCGGAGGGCCCCCUUCAACAGUUAAACAAACCAAACUUAAGCCGAGGACUGACAGCAAGGAAAGCCUUAAGUCUUCACCCAAAUUACUUGCUACUACCAAAGCAAGCAAGAAAGAGGCGAACGAGGACAUCGAAUCAAAAAGUGACUCGGUAAAAGAAACGAAAACAGAAAAGAAGCCGAGUAAAUUGCAAGAGAGUAUAAAACCCACUAAACCAGUGAAAGCCAGCACAGAUACAACCAUUACAGUAAAGCAGGAGAAAAAGAAGUUAAGAGAGAGAUCCCCUAAGAAACAUGUCAAGUCAUCCAAAACAGAGGAAAAGAAAGAUAAAGAAAAGAAACAGAUAAAGAAAGAAAAGAAAGAUUCCGUUAAGAAAGAUGACAACAAAGAAUCCAAACUGAAGGAAGUAAGUAAGCCGGAAUUAAGGAAGAUCACCAAACCUGACUUAAAACCCUUUACCCCCGAGGUCAAAAAGACUCUUAACAAAGCGAAGGUUCAGGCCAAACCAAAGGCUGAAAAAACUAAAGCGAUUAAAGAGCGAGAGAACAGACCUGCUGCAAAACAGGUUUCAAAAGAGAUACAGGAAAAUGACAGAUCCCUGGUAUCCUCCCCAGAAGAUCUCACCAAGGAUUUUGAGGCACUGAGACAAGAGGAACUUUCUGAGCUUGCAAAUAGCAAAGCGCUUUCAAAUCUGGAAAAUACAGCUCUCCCGGACGCACACAUUGUGUCUCCAGAUGAAGGAAUACCCACUACUGACAACGAGACAGAAUCACCUCAUGAGGAAAAACACAUGUAUGGAGAGGAAAAGGCAGACAAAUCUCUAAUCAAAACUGCAGACAAAUUUGAGGAUGAGGGCGCUGCUACAGAGGAUGACUAUGAAGAAGAAUACAACACCGAAACCAAAAUAACUCCAGAUCUUACGGAGAAGGCGGAGGACGAAAAACGCAUGGACAUCCAGACGGACAAAGAACUUGAAAAGAAACAUAAAAAGAGCGACAGCGAGGAAGAAGAGGAUGUUAUAGAAAAAGCCGAGCUGGAAGAAGCAGAGGAUAUAGUUCAUGAGGAAGAGUUGAUAUAUAAAACCGAGGGGCCCAAAAAGGAAUACAUUAGUAAAGACUGCGACACCAAGCAUAUGGACACUAAAAUUAUCAAACCUGCAGGAGCCACCGAACACAUCUUGUUCAUACAAGAUGAAACCAUCCCUGGAUAUUCAGAGACCGAACAGACCAUAUCUGAUGAGGAGAUCCACGAAGAGCCUGAGGACAGGAUCCAUCAUCUCCACUAUGAUGAUGUCUCUGUCCCUGAUCAACCUGACUCUGUCUUCCAUGGCAUGAAAGACAUAAAACCCCCAGCAAUAUCUGUUGCCCAAGACUUAACAACAAAGAUGAGCCAGGCUCCAGUUUUAUCUACAUAUUCCGCAAAUAUUAUUGCAGCACCAUUGGCUGAAGAAGAACAUAUAUCCUCAGCCACCUCCAUUACAGAAUACGAUAAAUUAUCCUCUUUCGCAGCGUCGGUUACUGAAGAUCAGUCUAUUGCAUCUGUCACAGCACCUCCGACCGAGGAACUAGGGAAAAACUCGUUACUCCUGGACAACGCGAACAGUGCACAGUCGUCCAGUCGCACCGAAGGAAAGGAAUAUCUGCAUUCGGCUGGUACAAUCUCUCCAACCUCGUCUUUGGAAGAAGACAAAUGCUUCAAAUCACCCCCUUCAGAAGAGUGCCAACCCACAGUUCCAGAAAUAGAGACUACUCUCAAAAAACCCACCACUCAACCACAUGAAGAAGAUGAUGAUGACGAAGAAGAGGAAGAGGACCAGACACCCAAUGUUGACAUGCCUCUCGGAAAACUUCAUGAGAGUUAUGCAUCUGCCACUGUGAAAGAACAGCUUGAUAAAAGCCCCAUCUCGAUGGUAACUCUUUCCUCUUUGGAAACCCCUUGCAUCACACAAGAAAAGGAUGAGAAAGUUUCUCCAGAUGUGCCCAAAACAGAUGCUGCUGGGAAAACACUGUCUUUUGCACCCUGUGUCUUAGGCACCCCAGAAGCGAGUGGGGCUUCAGAACCUUCAGAGAGAUGUCUAAGUCCAGAUGAUAGCACCAUGAGGAUGGCGUCACCUACACAGUCAGGCCCUACCAGCAUUGGCUAUUCACCUACCGAGGAAAAGGCACCAAAGUCUUUAUCAAUUGAGAAAGAAGACAGAAUGGAAAAAGGCACGUACGACGUUCAAAUUUUGACUAAACAUGAAACAGACGGUGACGCAAACAAAAAGAUGAUUAAAAUCAUAGAUGAAGGCGACCCAGACAAAAUUGGUUUCUCAAGCACAAGGGCAACAUUUGAUGAUUCGGAAGACGAAGAAGAUGAUGUUGAAGACGAAGUAGAAGAGGAAGAAGAUUAUUUGGGGAAGGUAGAUUUUAAGAUCUGUCUUAAAACAAAAUACAAAGAAGAGAGGGAGAGCACAUUUCUUGAUGAAGAUGACACCUGUGAACAAGCGUUUAAGGAUGAUAAGCUCAUUAAACACGAGAAAGAGGAAACAGAGAAGAAAGAUCAACUGCCAGACAUGACCUAUAUGGAAAAAGAAGGCAAGGUGCUGAGCUCUGAAGAGGAGGAAGAGAGUGAAGACGAGGAAUGCACUUACUCGAGCAUAAAAGGGCCUCAGGACAAGUUGGACUCUGUGCCAGGAGCCUACAGCAAAAAAGACAUGACGUUCUCAGAGUUCUCAGAGAGACACGACUCUGAGACUGCAGUGACUUCCAAAAAUGGUGAUAAAAGCGUUCACUUUAACUUGUACUCCUUCCCGGAGUCUGAAAAAGAUGCUAAAGAAGACCAUAUGAGAGAGAUAAGGCAGGAUACACCAUAUGUUGGGAAGAGUUUUACUUAUUCUGAUGUAUAUGACAGUAAAUCCAGUUCAGUGGAUUCAUACUCUCCUAAUUUACCAAAAGACUGUGCUGAAAAGUCGGAUGAUCGUAUUGACUCUGUGAAGGAUAUAGAGAAAAAGGAUUCCUUUAUUGAAACGACAAAAAUGUCUGAUUUUGAUGAGUCUCCUCAAGUAAAAGACAUGCCAUCAUUAUCAGCAUCAUAUGGUGAAAGCAAAACAUCUAUGGAAUCGAAUGUUGGAUACAUUUCAGGUGAAAAAUCUACCGAUACAAUCCUUGAUGUUAAAUCGGAGACCAAGACAUCAUCUCAUUCAUUCUCACCAGAAAAAGACCUAUUUUCCAUCCAGUUUGAGCAGUCUACUGGAAAGACAAUAGGUGAAACUCUGUCAAGUGAUCAUGAAGAUGACUUUGCUACUUCUGGCUAUUUGGCUGCAAAAAACAGCACCUCUGCGGCAGCUCAGUCUUUCAGUGAGAUGGCGAGAGCAAGUGCGCUAGACAUGAAGAUGUUAGCACACGGAGAGGAUGACGACGACGAAGAAGAAGAGGAGACCGACGAAGAUGAUGACGAUGAUGAUCUUUACAGGAGACAUGUCAGUGACAUUGACAUGGAAAAAGAAAAAGGAAAAGACUUGUUGUCUGGUGCCACCAACAUAGUACCUCCGGAGUUCAAGGAGGAAAAGAAGGACACCUCACAGGACUAUAGGUCAGGAUGUGUCAGCUCUGACAUGCCCCCAGUUCCUCCUCCUUUCGAUCUGUCAAAGGGUCAAACAAAUGCUGAGGAACAUUUUGAAACAGGUAAAAAGGAAGCAGCAUCACCAUUUGCUGGCAGCCACAUGACGGAAUCACAUGAGGGACAUGAAUAUUCUUUUGAUGAGGUGAAAAAAUCUGUCCUCUCCAGCCACCCAGAGCACAAAGAUGAUAGUUAUGGUCAGUCUUUUUUCCCUAUGUCCACAAAGCCAAGCGAGGACAAAUAUCACCAUAAUGACAAAGACCUUGAGUUUGAAAAGCAAAAAUCACCAGAUGUUUUAGCGAAAAAAACAACAGACACCAUUUCACCAGGCUUCAGCUAUACAACUACAUCAGCCACUGCAUACUCCUCCUCAUCCUCCUAUAGUCAUUCAUCCUCUGCUUCUGCCUCUCUCUCUACAAGUCGUCAGUUCGGAGAUGAACUAGAAACCCCUGCCAGCGUUGGAUACGAGUAUUCACCUUUUAAAGAUGAGCAGUCACCUGUAAUAGAUUCACUAUUCUCCAGUUCUGGUGGGCUGGUUAAAGAUGACUAUUUGGAAGUGUCAGAGAAAGUGACACCUGCCACCAUAACAGCGGAAUCCACAUCCAGCCUAGCAAGGUUUUCACCGCUAUCACCUUUUGAGGAGAUCAAGUCGGUGACUUCGCAUUCAGUGGAUAAAAGAGAAGAACUUCUCAGAUCUUCCAGUAGUGUUUUGGAAAAAGGCCCGCAGGGUUCCUGCUUUUACAAGCCAGAUUGGGGGGCAGAUACAGGCCUGCAGGCUGAAUAUGGGGCUACAGGACCUUACAAUCCUCUUUCAGAGUCUACUGAGAAAGACAUGAUGAAAAAAGAUCUGUUCGGUGCUUCCUUAUCACCUCAUGCUGAUUUACCCGUGAAACAAUAUUACGAAGACACCGAGAGCAGUGAAGAGGAGGAAGGCUACAUUUGUGAGUCUGAACAGGACAAACUGCACUUCCAACUAUCUCCUUUUACAGCUGAAGUGGACAAGAAAGAUGAUCAUUUUUCGGUGUCUUCUGCCAGUAAAGUGGGCACAUUUCCAGAUGUGCUUAUUCAUGCUUCUUCAAAACCGGAUACUGCAAAUGGUCCUGCAGAGGUCACCAUGGCAGCUCCAGAGGCCUUUGCUGAUGUCAGCAAGGUUACAUCAAAAACCGAACUGAAAAGCGAGCAAUUUGAAGCCUGCAAAAAAAAGAACCCGUUCGAAUGGGAAAUGAAGCAGCAAAGAGGCGUCUACCCAGGAGAAUCGCCCCCUCAUUAUCGUCACGAGGAUGAGUAUGAGGAAGAACAGGAAAAGGAGCCUGAUCAUCCGCCUCGUCCUCUUUCCCUUUCAUCUGCCGAUCAGUCUUUCCCAUCUUCCUUCUAUAAAGAAGAUUCAAGCAGGCAAGAUGAUUUCGAUCAUCCUUCCAAUUCAGACAUGGGUGCCAGCUCCUUCUCUUCAUCCCCAGCCUACUCUUCCUCUGAGUACAAACAGAGAAAGGGAGACACCUCGCCAUCUUUUAUCAAUCCAAGCAUUUGCCAGCUGUCCAGUGAUGAAGAAGCUGAUGAACAAAACAGCCAGGAUGCAGAUCAGCAACACCCUGCAGGCAAGAAACGAUCCUACAACCAGCCACUUCAUGGGUCCUACAGAGAGGACAGUGAAUCAUAUCGCCUCUCUGGAGCCAUGGCUGCAGGAACUGGCUUAGCUGGAGAGGACACACCUCCGACCUCAGUAAGCGAAUCUCUGCCCUCACAGACAGACUCGGACGUUCCACCAGGAACAGAGGAUUGUCCCUCUAUCACAGCAGAAGCCAAUGCAGAAUCGGAUGAGGAUGCCGAUUACCUCCCUGUAGACAAAUCAUCUGGAGCCUACAGUGGAAAGCACUCCUCAUCCCGCUCUGAGAAAAGUCAUGAUCCCCUGCCCUCACCGAUGAUGGAUCCAACCCCUUACCCACCUCGGCCUGAUGUCUGCAUGGUAGACCCCGAUGCUAUGUCCAGCCUCACCGACAAACCUUUAAAGAAAGAUUCGAAAGCGAAGAGCCUUCGCAAAGUAAGUAAGUCGAGGUCGCCAGCCAGGAAAGCCGAUGCCAUUUGUAAGAGGUCUCCGUCAAAGGAAUCUUCUCCACGUACCACCUCGCUGAAGAAGAAGGACCUGGAAGAUGACCUGUCCAAGUCAAGUCACAACACGGGCAAGGGCCUAGUCAACGGAAUUAAAACUAUUUCAGGCUCAAAUCCUCCAAAAUCCAGUUCAGCCGUGCCCUCUGCUUCUCCCAUCUUUGUGGACUUGGCCUACAUUCCCAACCACUGCAGUGCUAAAAAUGUCGACCAGGAGUUCUUCAAACGUGUUCGCUCUGCCUAUUAUGUAGUGAGCGGGAACGACUCCAGCAGCGGAGAGCCUAGCCGUGUGGUCCUGGAUGCACUGCUGGAGGGAAAAGCACAAUGGGGCUCUAAUCUCCAGGUGACGCUGAUUCCUACACAUGACACCGAAGUGAUGAGGGAGUGGUAUCAGCAGACCCAUGAGAAGCAACAGGAGCUGAAUAUCAUGGUGCUGGCUAGCAGCAGCACAGUUGUGAUGCAGGAUGAAUCAUUCCCCGCUUGUAAGAUCGAGUUCUAAAUCUGGCACGGCUCCCAGGUUCACACUUUUACAGUUCUACGCCUUAUUUCUUCAGUGUUAAAAAAACUCCCUCAGAUAACAUUGUGCAUAGUCGGUCAGUAUCUCUCUCUCUCUCUCUCUCUCUCUCUCUCUCUCUCUCUCUCGUACAACAUUCCCUAACCUGAACGAGGAUGGUAUCAUCCGGAAAGACUCGGAAAAGGAUGUGCCUUUGAUGUUUGGAUUUUUAAUUUUCUCCCUUUAACGAAGAAAGAAACACGUACGAUCUUUCCCAUUUAUAUAGUUUUUCCUGGCGUGUCGAAUGGCAUCCAUUUUUUUUCAUUUCAAGCUCGUUUGAAGUUUCCCAUUAUUGUUUCUCUUUUCAUUUCCGCACGUAUCGUUCUUCUGCACGCACCUAUAUGUUCUCGGUUCUCAUGAUCAUACACACACACACACACACACACACACACACACACACACACACACACACAAUACACACGAAAUCACUAUCAACCAGAUUCAUUUAUUAUUCUUCAGAAAGCGAUAUUUUACUAUCAUUCAAAACAACGCUUUAUAUAACGCUUAAAUACUUUAAAAUAUUAAAAUAAAUACUUUAUAUUAACGCUUUAGUUUGUCCUGGUCAGAAUGACAAAACCGCAACAUAUUUCUGCAUAUUUUAACGCUGAGAAACGCGAUUUUUCUUACUUUAUUUUCAUCAUUUCCGCCUCUGUAUCUAAGCGCAUAGAGAAGACCAACCUGACCGAUAAUAGGAGACACGAUCGAUCUGACGUUCUUCUCCGUCUUAGCGUAAAAAUCGAAGAAUUAGAUUAUAUGUAGGAUAAGUCUGUGUUUUCUGUGGACCAUUCGUUUGUGCGGUGUGUGCUGUCGAAGUGGAGCUAAACACAACAAAAAAAUACCCUUUACAUGUAUAUUUUGACAAUUGCAGAUGAAAUGUAUCAGCACCUUAUAAUGAUUUCUUCCUUUUCGUUUUUUAAUUUUUUUUAAUUUUUGCUUUAUGUAAUGCUUUGUAAAUAUAGAAAAAUUGGGGAAAGAAUCUAAAAGUCUAAGCCAAAGCAAUAGAAAAAAGAAAAAAAAAAAGAUUGUGAAUGUUGCGUUGCUGGAGCGCCGGUAUGAGUCUGUGAAAUGCUCCAGAUUGGGGUGUGAAUGCUACGGGGAUAAGGUUAUGUGUUCCCUGCACAAGUGUGGGUGGAAUUAACGACUAUGAAUAACCGGCAUCUUUUUCCCAGGAGUUAAUACAGAACCAUCUUAGUUUGGGGAGUUGAUAAGCACAUUGUGGAUCGGUUUCUUUUAUUAUUGAGCCGAAAUAUUUCAACCUUAUUGAAUAAUAACCCCAAAUUAGUCGAUAUUAGUAAUUUUGAUGCGUCUUGAACAGAGGUGAUUUUAAACCACGGUGAAAAAUAGAGUUUGAGGGUUGAGCGGAAAUAGAGGAUCUGGCAGCUUUAAGGAUUUUCAGCUCCCUGCAGUGACUACAGCGAACAAACAUGGAGGACACCGACUCCCAACACACACACACACACAUUAAGGCUAACGUCUGCGCUAAUCGAGAAAAACAUGCUCCACGUCCACAAUAUCGUUUUCGAACGUUUCCCAAAGGUUGCUCACCCUCACUGAAACUUCUGAAAACGUGUUUACGGAUGGACCUGCGUCAUUUCCGCCUGCCGUUUAUUUACUUUCCAGCAAUAUUUGAAACGCCCCCGUUUUUGAAAAGCCUCUAUUUUCCCUGCGGUUUAAUAAUAAUUUCUUUAAAAAUAAAAUGUGGUUUCAAAUUGAUCCACUUCGGAGAGCAUGUUUAAAAAGCUACGUUUUCGUCUAUUAAAAACGCGUCUCGGUGUGGACGGAAAACUAAAAUGGAGAGAAAAAUGUGUUUUUAAACGAAAAUGUAGUAGUCUUUCCUGGUGCAUUGUCACUUGCUGAUCGCUACAACUAUUUACAUUCAUGACAUUUGGCAGACGCAAUUAUUCUCAUUAUAAAGGUCCAACAGGGACUUGAACUAGUGGUGGGAUUUUAACUCACAACCUUCCGAUCAAAAAUGUCAAACAUCUUACUUUCCUAUUUCACAAUUUUGACUUUCCUGUCGUUUUGGAUCUGUUUUUCCAGUGUGCUAAUCACUCAUAACAUGACAUCUGGGCUGUAGUAGUAUGAGGACCAGUGUGUUUUGUUUGUUGGAAAUUGGAGUUUGUGUCCUCCAUGUUUGUUUGCUGUAGCAACUGCAGGGAGCUGGAGGGUCGACCUGGAUUAGAGCUGACAGGAUUCCCAUUUUGAGAGCGAAUUUGAGAUCAAGUUUGCAUGUAUAUUAAUAAUAAUAACAGAGGGAAAAAAAGUUUCUCGAACAGUUUGAAUUAGUGGGAUUCAAUUCAGCAUAGUAUCAUUUUUGCAGGAAAUGUGGCUCUCUGUAUCUCUGUAUCAUGUGAAAAUGUCAUGAUGGAAGAAAAAAUAGUUUUGGUCACUAAUCAGUGAGAUUUGUUCAUUUAAAACAACCAAAUGUACAUUUUUAUUUACUUUACUUAUUUGGAAUCCAAAAAUGAUAGCCAGCUGUUUUUUUUAAACCGUAUCUUUAUCUAUUAUCAUUCAUGUUUACAACAACUUUUUAGCUGCUCGGUAUUGAUUUCCAAGUGCUACAUACGAAGACGUUUUCUCGCUACCAGAGGGUGAAGACGGACACGUACAAGGAAAAUUUAGCGAAAACAAAAAUGCUCUUGUGUAUCUGACUGCCAGAUCAUGUGACCAGAUCACUGAUCAAAUUUUAUAUUCGAGGUUUUUAAGUGGUGACCAUUCUUUUUAUUUUUUUCUCGCGAGUUAAUGAACAACGUAACAAACUAAAUAAAACGUGAACUCAUCGAUGUGCUGUGUAAAAAAAAAAAAAAAAAAAAAAUGUACCUUCUUUAGAUGCAUUUUGAAUAAUUCACAUCUUGACAGUAAUAGAUGAUUAGAAUUCAGCUUUCCAUUCAGCCUGGCUAGAUUCUGCAUGUGAUCUUCAAUUUAAACGUGUAUGUUCAAUGACAUUAAAUACAGUACUAUUUUAAAAUAUAUAUAUAUAUAUAUAUAUAUAUAUAUAUAUAUAUAUAUAUAUAUAUAUAUAUAUAUCAAAAUGUCUCAAUGGUCUCUAUGGCACAUAUAUAACUGGGCCACGCUCUCGUUGAACUCUGUGCGGUGUUUAAAAAGAACAUACUGUGUGCUUUUUCGUUUUUUUCCCCCUCGAGGUAAAUUUAUCCGAUUACGUUUCGACGUUUUCUCUUUUGCUCUUUUAUUUCGAUGUGCAAUAUUGUGUUUCGUCGAGAUCUCUCUAAAUGUAGAAUAUCGACAGAUUUGUUGUAAAAGGGUCAACCUGGUGAUCACCAAUAAAAUACAGUCGUUGAAAAAUU